AUGCAGCCGUCUGCUGGGACUUUGUUGCUGCCAACGGCCCCAUUACUGACAAGGGGAACUAGGACACCACUGCGGAGCAAGGCCCCGCCGCCAUCCCUGACCGUUGCCAGUGCAGCUGCGCUGGCAACGCUGACGGCGCAUGCAGGCGUGCGCUUGCAGGCGAGCAAGAGGCCACCCUCGAAUUUCCGUCCUGGCCGACGAAGGGCGAAGGUCCAGGUCGCAGCCUCCAAGCACUACGAGGUCAUUCCCCGAGAAGGCUGUGCAUUCGGGGCCUCCGUGCGGGGUUUCAGCGUCAAAGAGGCCCUGAAUGACAAAGCGGUGAUGGAGCAGAUCCGCUCGGACAUGUACAAAUACCGGCUGCUAAUUUUCCAUGGGCAGACCGACCUGUUGCCAGAGGACCACAUUAAAUUGAGUGAGCAUCUAGGCUCACUAGAGCACAUCCUUCAUCGGCCGCAUCCGAAGUCACCGGAUCCUCGGCUGCUACGUGUGGCCAACGACGACCGAGAAGGCUUCAUGUCGGUGGGCACUAGUGGUUGGCAUGUGGAUGGUGUAAUGCUCCAAGCGCCGUUUGCUGCCCAGACUAUGCACCAUUUGCAUGCCAUACCUGGUGGCGAUACCAUGUUUCUGGGACUCAACGAGCUGCUGGAGUCAAUGGAUGAAGAACUCCGGUCUCUCUGUGAACGCCUGUGGUUCGUGUCAGGUGUUGGGGAGGACCUGCAGCAAGGUGAAGGACAGAUGUCAAUGUUGCCGCUGGUGUACAAGCACCCCUUCACCGGGGAGAAGACCAUGUGCUUCCACUUGGGUCAGACAUAUUGCCUGGGCUUUGUGGAGGAGAUUGCCUUGAAUGCAUUUCUGGAGGCGUUUGCAGACGUUAUGACUCGGGGGGACAAGCUGUUCAAGGAUGCACGCUCAUCGCUGCAACGGGUCCUUGCCGGACCAGAGGACAACUGCCCAUCCAAUUUUCGGUUUUUGCCGGCUCUGCCUGUGCAGGAUGCGCUGCAGAAAGCCAUUGACGGGAUGGACCCGGAAACUCACCGCCGAAGCAUUCUGCGAGUAGAGUGGGACAGAGGCGACUUGGCGCUGAUUGACAACAUGGGCUUGGCACACCUUCCGGCCCCUGGCACCCAGUCACUGCCUCUCAUCAGUGGACUUCGGGUUUUCCAUCGGACCACGAUGAUAAACCCAGAGGCAGUGGUCCGAAACCUUCGAGGUGCUCCGUCUGUUCUGCUCGGAGGCAAGAGGCGGGACGGCCCGAUAUCAGACGAAGCCGUUGAGGAUCUGGAUGCCAUGGGCGCUAUCCUCCGAGCUCUGAUGGCAGCGGCGCCCAUAAACGAAGACGAGUUGGGAGGCGACCAGAGAGGUGGGGAUUUGCAGAUUCCAAAGAACGUGCCAGCAAGAGAGGAAGCUUUGCGGGCUUUAGAAGAAGCCCAGCAACCUCUAGACAUGCUGAAAGACGUGGAUGCAGAGCUGCAGGCCGCCACCAACCAAGGCAAGGAGACCCUCACGAAGACGCUGAAGAGGCUUAUGAUGGAGUACCAUCCUGACCGGAACCAGAAUCGCGAGAAGGAGAUCAUCCCCAUAUUCAAGUAUCUUCGCCGGCUUCGCAAGGAGCAGGGGCGGCCAGCGAGCGUCAUGGCGCAGACCAAGGGGGGUCCUCAGGAGCCGCUGGGCGUCGAUUACGAGGCCGCUGAGGCAGCGGUCGAGAGCGAACUUGAGCUCGUGGGUUCUGAGCUCCGCUCUGCCCAAGAGUCUGAGAGACAGGCAUGGGCAAGAAUUUCAAGCGUUACCCAAGUGGGGCCUACCCUGGAUGACAUAGCAGCAAAGGUCUCGACGAACUUCUUGAUCUCUACCGAGGAUGUACCUCCUUCGGACCCCCAAGGGGUGUAUUGGCUGCAGGUCCAGAUGUCGGCCUUCGAUUCGGAUGGAUGCAACCGCUUCAAGUCCUUGGUGGCUGGAGAGAUGCAAAAGCUGCAGUUCCCCAUUAGCCUGCUGCCAAUGACUUGCGAGGGAGCAAAGCUUCGCGUGCGGUGCCUUCCCCGACCGCUUCCUCAUGGAGCGCCGGCAGCCCUUCAGCUGUUCAGUGCUCAGAUCCACAAGAUUAACAUCACAGAAGGCACCUUGGUGGAUGUCAGCGACAUCGUGGCCAACAAGGACGCGCCAGUUCUCGAGGAGAUUUUUCAGGGCCUUCGUUACGACUUGGACGUCAGCGUAACGAAGGCUUUGGAAAGGCUUGUCGUUCAGAAGCUUGAGGAUUUCGUGGCAAGGAAGGCUGACCACAGUGUGGCGAUGCUGGACAGAGGCAACUGCAAUGCGGGCGAGCUCCCUUGCAGAUAUGCUUGGGAGGGUGAGUGUUGCAGUACGAGUAGCUGCCAGGACUACCUUGCUGAACAGUGCAAGUUCAACGCCACCUACUGCAUGGAAUACUGCAAGGCCACUCUCGAGUCAGCCAAGGCAGCCGGCAUGGACCUGGUCCAGCAGGUGGUUGGUAUGUUCAAAGGUGCAUCCUCAGACCUCCGCUUGGCAUACGACGACGCGAAGCGGCGAGAGCUUAUUCAAAUGACGCCCUUGUUGAACAUGUCUUACCAGAGUCUGAUUGGCAGCCUGGCGGACAAUCUCAAGAGCCUUCCUCCGUAUCUGCGUGGCAAUCCCUGGGCCAUGUCUCUUGCCAGCAUACUCGAAGGAGCCACAGAGACAAUGGACACACUGGACUUCGUCGAAAUCAAGAACUUGCCGGGCGUGAAGGCUGUUGUAAGCCUGAAGAACAUGCACCCGUUCAAGCUUUUGGGCAGCAUCAUGCAGGACGUUGGCCUUUUCAAGCUCCUCCGUCAGACGGCGAGCGAAAGCCAGAGGGCCGUGUCGUCGACCGGCUACGAAAGAAAGCUGCCAAAAUUUCCGUUGGCGUGGGCGAGGAGGUGGUCGGCUGAUUGUAAGCAGAGUCUGGCUUGGCCAAGGGCCACGUCGCUUACUCACAGAAUCGCCCGGCAACGAUUGGUGUUUGGGCAGCUUUGCGUAGACUUACAAGGUGAAGACCACCUUACAAAAGCACUCUUCACAGUUUUCUGCUUGGCCACAAAGCCGGGCAUCCCUGCUGAACUCAAUUGUUUAAGUCUUUGCCGUACCCUCACACCGAGUGGCUCAGGGGGAGGCUCUGCAGUAUGUGACAGUUUUCCGCGCGCUUCCAGCGAGUGGGAUGCGAGCCCGAGGGUCCUGCAGUCAUCGAGUACCUGA
Messenger RNA from Symbiodinium necroappetens, 3228 nucleotides. The record is from the annotation of a GenBank genome assembly. Lineage: Eukaryota; Dinophyceae; Suessiales; Symbiodiniaceae.